Molecule: messenger RNA, 1373 nt
Organism: Anguilla anguilla (European eel)
Lineage: Eukaryota; Metazoa; Chordata; Actinopteri; Anguilliformes; Anguillidae
Exons: 7
Coding region: 309-932 (207 amino acids)
Biological process (GO): immune response
Cellular component (GO): membrane
Molecular function (GO): tumor necrosis factor receptor binding
Source: RefSeq, a predicted model, not a curated record
AACUAACUGGGAGAAAGUGUUUUGAGUUGCCAACUUAAAAAAAUACCGCUGACACCCACUUAAUCUAGGACAAAGAAACAGAGAGAGAGAACUGAAAUUUAUGGUGAUCUCGGUACAUUCCUGUUCUAAUGGUGGAAAAAAAACCUCUACUCAUCUCUUCGCCACCAUGAAGAGGGGAAAUCCUGUAGUACUCUAAAGCAAACAUUUAUCUACACCACAGCAUCAAACGUUGACACAUCCAUACUACAAGACACACCGAGAGUGCUGAUGUUUCACUGGGAUCAGGAGCCAGUGUCACUGCUCUUCCAAUGGGGGAUGAAAAGAUGUGCACCCAAAAGUUUUUACUGCUGCUGGUGUGGUGUGGUCUGCUGUCCGUGGCCGUGGUGGUCAUGUCUGUUACUCAGCUAACCGCUCGACACAACACCCAAGACCAGGUCGAAGAUAACAACCCACAACAAAAUGAGCCUCAAUCUCAGCCUGCUCAAUCCAGCUCGACCACUGGUCGUCCCCUUUCUCACAUUCAUCUAACAAUAAUGGACUCCAAUUUGACCUUGAAUGAGGACCUGCCUCCCCACUUUGCCAGCACCUCACGUUCACUUGUCCUCAGAAACAACUCGGUUUACGUCGAAUCUGGGGGGCUCUACCAUUUUUAUGCCCAGGUGACUUUUGGCGAGAUGCCAAACCUGACCGAGCGAACGGUCACUCUGAUCAGGAACGGCAUACUAGGGCAGGCAGAGAGGCGACUCAGUGAAGCAGUGAACUGGGGGACGAAAGAAGGCAGCGUAUCUAUUUCCCGGACAAUUAGAUGCCAGAAAGGGCAGAGUUUCAGACUUGAGAUCAGGCCACGAAUGCUUUUCAGAUAUAACGCACAGUAUACCUACUGGGGUCUCUUCCUACUGACCCCAUACGGAGUCAGGGAGGAAAAGAGAUAAUGUCAAAAUUAUAAAAAAUGUUGACAGAAAUAAUGUUGGUCAACAGAAAAAAGGAAAAAGAAAGAAGGAAAACAGUUCAUUUCAAUCAUGAAGGAAAUUAAUUUAAUCUUAUCUUGAAAUGAUGUUCCUGAUCUAAUGCCAAAGGAACAGGAGGGGAUUGGAUAAUGUCAUCUAUAACUGAUUUAAAACAGAAUUGUUCCAAUAAAGAAGACAGAAAGAUUGUCAAAUUAAGCUAUUUAGUUUAAUUUUUAUAUUUCUGUGCAAAUGUAAUUUUGUUAGAACAAUAUGUUGUUGUUGUUGUUGUUGUUGUUGUUGUCAUUGUUAAAAUGUCUUAACAGUUUGUGUAAAUUCUCAAAAAGAAUAAGAUAAAUAAUUUAACUGGUAUUGUAUUUAUAUAUAAAUGUGUUGCUGACAUAUUUCAUAAUGAACAAUUUAUGUAAA